UUCAAAAGUAAUCAAGAGGGGAUUACCCGAAAACUGAAUUUUCUUGUCAUAAAGUAGUAGUAUGUUUAUUAAUUACAGUCUCAAGUCGUAGUCUGCAGUCACAGUUCAGUCUAGUCCAGACUUGUUCCGCAGUGUGCAUUUGAUACUGCUGUUAACAAAUUGUGCCGUAAAGUUAAAAAAAAAUUCAAAACUUAGUGCAAAGUUACUAAAAUUACCACGGUAAAAGGAGGACAUAUCGCACUUAGGAAUUGUUGAAUAUGCCUAGCAAAAUGGAAUCAAUUUUCUACAAAUGUGUUAUUACCAGGAAUGGACGAGAAGUAUUUAAAAUGCCAAAAAAUUACAAACGUAUAUUUGCAAAUAAUCUUAAUAUUCCGAAAAACUGUACUGCGGAAGAUAGAGAAAACAUAGCGGACAUAAAGGAUAUCCUAUCGACUGGUCCCACACGAGAUAAUUAUAUUCGUUUUUUUCAUACUCUUCUGUGGUACGAAGAAACAAUUCUUAGGAUUAACUUGAAGAAAUACAACAAACCAUCUUUACCUUUACAACGUGAAAUUGGUUGUUAUGUACUAACUGUACCUGGUUUGGCAGAAAAGAGGCCAUCACUGAUGAUUGGCGAUUUUCUAUUAGUUAUACCGCCGGACUCCGGUGUGGUAUUCGAAGGCGUAAUUAACGAUACGACUGAAACCACCGUUAAAAUUCAAGGACUGCACAAAGAUUUUGACGCAUAUUACGAAAGAAAUAAAGUCUUCGAAAUUCGUUUUAUAUUAUCCCGGUCCUCAUUAGAACGUAUGCACCAAUAUGUCCAAUGUAUUAAACAAGAACAUCAAGAGUCCAAGACAUUUCCUACCAAAAGUAAAAAAGUGAAAAAAGUAUAUCCGAUUUCAAUGUUCUACAAUGCACUGAUUGGCAAUAAUGUGGAACAACGUAUGGCUGUGGAAAAUAUAGUAAGUAAGACCAGUGGACGAGCACCUUACUUACUACACGGCCCGCCCGGUACUGGCAAAACUGUGACAGUUGUUGAAGCUAUACUGCAGUUGGUGCAGAAAAAUUCCAAUAAUCGAAUACUGGUGUGCACGGAUUCCAACAUGGCCGCCGACCACGUGGCAGCGGCUCUCGUAAAAUACAGGACAAGGUUUCCGCAAAAGAAUUUUCUGUUGCGCGCCAAUUCUAAACUUAGAGCUUGGGAAACGUUACCAGAGAGCGUUGCGCCGUUCUCUAACGGCACUAACCGCGAUGACUUCGAGGAGGUCACCAUCCAGGAAUUUAUGAGUUACAACAUUACCAUAACCACAUUGGCACAUUCUUCUGUAUAUGCCACGCGGCUGAAAGCUGAAAAAUACGAGCGGUAUAUAACCCACCUAUUUAUAGAUGAAGCGGCCCAGGGUAAUGAGCCCCAAUGUUUGAUACCGAUAUGCGGUUUGCUAUCAUCUAAAGGAAGUUUAAUCCUAGCCGGCGAUCCUCUACAGCUAGGUCCGGUCAUAAUUUCACAUUCCGCCAGGAGUUAUGGUCUAGGCGUAUCGCUGAUGGAACGUCUUCAGAAAACAUUUCCAAUGUACCACCCUGAAGAUGGUGACCCUAACUAUACUGUCAUGCUGAGGAAUAACUUCAGAUCGAACCCGGACAUACUGCGCAUUCCGAACGCGUUAUUCUACAAUGAACAACUCAAUGCUAAAGCAGCAAUAGAUCCUAUAAGCAAUACUGAUAUUUUACAUGAAGGUCAUCCCAGCCGCGCUAUUGCCUUCCACGGAAUAUUAUCUAGGGAGGAGAAAUCAAGUGCGUCGACUAG
This is a messenger RNA of Manduca sexta (tobacco hornworm), 1786 nucleotides long. Its product is annotated as putative helicase mov-10-B.1. Gene Ontology annotation, molecular function: RNA binding; 5'-3' RNA helicase activity. The record is from RefSeq and is a predicted model, not a curated record. Lineage: Eukaryota; Metazoa; Arthropoda; Insecta; Lepidoptera; Sphingidae.